Messenger RNA from Aspergillus terreus NIH2624, 3561 nucleotides. RefSeq lists its product as uncharacterized. Gene Ontology annotation, cellular component: mitochondrion. The coding region runs from base 1 to 3561 and encodes 1186 amino acids. Gene Ontology annotation, biological process: regulation of DNA-templated transcription. The record is from RefSeq and is a predicted model, not a curated record. Gene Ontology annotation, molecular function: DNA-binding transcription factor activity, RNA polymerase II-specific; zinc ion binding. The transcript has 7 exons. NCBI's taxonomy places the organism in Eukaryota, Fungi, Ascomycota, Eurotiomycetes, Eurotiales, Aspergillaceae.
AUGCGAGCGUACAGCACACGAGAAACCCUUUUUCAAUUCACCCGCGGCCGAUUCCUCACCGACGAAGCCAGUGAAUUGGCCAAGAGAUACAUCCGUUUUGCCGUGGAUGAGCUCGCCCGCUUAGCUGUUCGGGCUGCAGAGGCGGCAAGUAAUGGGCCGCGAACGUGUAUUGGCAUUGAAAAAAUGGCCGACGGAAUGCACAAUAAGGCUAUACGCUUCACAAUGGACAAUGGCUUCCAAGCAGUGGGCAAAGUCCCGAAUCGGAAUGCUGGGCUUCCGCACUUCACCACUGCCUCGGAAGCCGCUACAAUGGACUUCAUGAGAAAAGUCUUCUGUACGCCAGUUCCCAAAGUUCUUUCGUGGAGUUCUUCGACCGACAACCCUGUUGCGGCGGAGUACAUCCUCAUGGAGAAAGCACGCGGCGUGCCACUGAGUAGCCUGUGGGACAAACUUGGCGCGCCGGUCAAGUUCAAGGUGCUCGAAAAAGUCGCCUCCUACCAGGAGCGCUGGUCCCAGAUUUGCUUUCACAGUAUGGGAUACACGGAUAAAGAUGGCAAUCACGCUGUCGAUGAGAGGUUCGCUGUUGGACCUUCGGUGAGUCGGCAGAAUGUCGAUGAUGGCAGGGCAAAGUUGGAUUUUAACCGAGGCCCCUGGGAUACCGUAGACACUUAUGAGCGGGCAACUGGAGAGCGCGAAGCUUAUUGUAUCAAAAAUAUGGAGCAACUGCCACGAUCUCCCAUUGCUAUUCACUAUUUGGGGACGUACCAGCCGUCGCGCGAGACAAAGCUUUUCGCGAUCGAGAGCUACCUCAAAGUGGUCAAUUUCUUACUCCCCGAGGACGAGGACAUAUCAGCGUCCUGCAUCUGGCAUGACGACUUGCAUGUCGAGAAUAUCUUUGUCAAUCCAGAGGAUCCAGCAGAUAUAUGCGACUUUAUUGAUUGGCAAUCUACAGAGCUCGCCCCGCUAUACCAUCACACCAUCGAACCGUAUAUCCUAGACUACAAUGGCCCACCACUCGAAGGCCUCCUCGACCGACCAAAGCUCGCCGACGUCAAAGCGCUGUUCCAGGAUGAACACGACCAAGCAAUUGCAACCCGCAAAGCGGAGUCCUUAUUUACUACCAUGUCUCUGCUCGCGCUUUACAGAUAUCUCCUGCACAAAACGAUGCCCCGGUUGUUCAAGGCUCUCGAGUUCCGGCAGACCGACUGCUUCGACUUACUUCUGUUCGCCCGGAACCUUCUGGUCGACGGCGAGGCUACCUACCUCGGACUCCUAGCCAAGCAGCAAGAGGAGAAUUGGGCUGGUGUCUCGAGGAUAUCGAGGAGUGGAACAAAGACACCGCUUACGUUCUCGCACGAUGUUCUCCAGAAGAUCAAACGUGACAGCGCAGGCGCGUCGGCCGCAAUGGCGAUGAUGGGAGACGUGCAGCGCAUGAUUGGCAGCCAGUAUUUCCAGGGCCGGGGGUUGGUGAGCCACGCGCAAUUCGCGGAGCUCGAACGAAUCCUCCCCACGGCGAGAGAUGACUUUGUGCGGACGCAUGCGCGCAACGAGAAAGAAGAGCAGGAGCUCUCUGGCGCGUGGCCUUUUGCUGUACCGGAACGCGUCGGCGGCUCCCCUUCCCUUUGCGGCAAUCCCGCCCGCCGCCUCUUCUCGUCAUUCUUUUUCCGCCGUGUACUCCUCCUCCUCUUCCUCUUUUCAAGACUUCUCACAAUCUGCUGCCUGCCCUCUCACGGCGUCACAUCUCCCUCUAGUACUCAUGUCUGCCCCCUGAUCGGUCCUUCCCAAGACUGGGCCUCUCAAUCCAUGUCGGGUCGGAACGCCCCUCGCUCGAAGAACGGCUGCAGUACAUGCCGCCGUCGCAAAGUGAAAUGCGGUGAAGAGCGGCCUGUCUGUCAGCGCUGCUUCAACCUGCGACUCAACUGCGAGUGGGGGGUUCCUGUCAAGCGCGGGAAAGCGGCCGCUCUUGUACGCCAUAUACAACCCGCGCAGCCGCGAUGGUCGACGCCGAGUGAUCUGGCGCCGACGUCGGUUGUUGCUGUCCCUACUCCAGCCACGGCGGUAUCCCCAGGCGUGAUCUUUCAUGCGCCGCACGCGAGCGUCCCCGCGGACCUGUGGCAUCCCGCGCCUUCCGGAGACCUGACUCCCAUCUCGACUGACGCCGUUUCUCCCGCAGGCUGGCCCUGCUUUUCCCAGUACCCGCAACCGCCUCCGUCUCCUCUAUAUCCAUCUCUGUCGACCUCCGAGAUUGCCUGCGCCAAUUCCCUGGUGCUCUCCGAGCAUGACCAAAAGUACUUCCAGUUCUUCCCCUCCUCGUCGGUGGUGUUCUAUUACAUGAAACCGUGGCAAUGGAGUAGCUUCUGUUACCUGUAUCAAGGUCCGGCUGCGUCCAACAAGGUCAUUAUGCGCAUGAUCCUGGCGCUGUCAGCCAGCGAUAUGCAUCGUCAGGGGUUGGUCGUACGGUCCCCGGGCCGCCCCACGGCUGAAGAUCAUGCCCGAUUUCACUAUGGCCAUGCCGUCAAGGAAUUCCGCCAGCUGUUGGAAUCCCCGAAGCGAGAGCUGUCGACAACGGAACUCGAGAUGAUCUUUGCUACCAUGUUCCUCAUGGUCACCUACGAGUGGCAGUAUGGGAACUGCGUGCACCAUCUCCAGUUGCAUCUACAAGGAGUAAGAUCCUUGUUGGAGUCCCAUCCGGAGUUGUUCCAGAUCAAAGAUGUGACGAACGUCUUGUUAUCCAUGGAUGCGGAACACUCGGAUGAUUCGGUGCCGCGCGUGUCGUUCAUCCCGGAGCAAUUGCUCCUCUGGAUCCUGUAUAUCGACGCGAGCUGUCGUCCCAUGGGCAUCACCGAAUCUCUCUACGACUAUGUACUGAAAACCGGCAACCCCGCCCUUCACCCCGACCGUCUGCACCGCUGCGCCCGCCUGUGGGCCCGAUGUUUCUGGGGGAAGCAGUACCCCGAUCACCAGGUCUCGGAUGACAUGGAGAAUUACCGCGCGCUGGAGUUGCUGCAUGUUGGAUUCACGUUACGAUACCGGACCUUGAAACUACUUACGGACGGACCCCCCAGCGACCACGAAAUCGAGGGACUUUUCAAGGAGCUCAUGUCAGUCCACGACCGAUAUUCCGACCUUUUCCUGACGGCCAAGUUUUCCGGUCCCGCAUCCACGCGCCGCACCCUGAACACUAUCAACAUGGGAGUGGCGACCUUUUACGCGCAGCUGCUCUUCCACCGCCGCCUGCUCCGCCCGCACCAACCCCCCGCGACCGUCCACCGACAUGCGCUGACCAACAUCAUCGAGAUCACGCACAAGCAGUACGCGUCGGAUCCGCAGCUCCUCCGUCGCCUGCACUGGCCGGUCGUGAUGGCGGUGAUCGAAACCGACGACCCCGUACAACGCGACUGGCUGCGUCUGCGCCUGCUAGAACUGCGCGACUACCACGCGGAAUAUCGCUGGGCGAACGACAUCGCCGAGGAGGUCCUGGCUCGACAGGAUGCGAGCCAGGGGGAGUAUGCCAAUCUGGCGGAAUUGCUGCGCGAUUCUACCAAAGCCAAAGCCACCUAA